UUGGAUAACCUGCUUCAACAAUUCACUCUUGAAUUUUCCUUUAAGGGUCAACGAUAAUAUUUGCUGAUCUGAAAAGGGUCGAAGGGCUGCAAUGAGGUUAGCUAGGAAAUAUUGGAUGUAUGCGAUGUAGUCGAAGGUGUGUAAAAAAACAACAACCAGGUAGCAUAGGUCUUUAGUUGCAACAAUCUAUGCCGUCUUGUUAUUAGUAAACAUUCCAAGUGCGCACACAAGAUAAGUAAAAUGUAAUGCAUUGGUACUUUGGUUCAUCACAUUUUAUUUCCCCUUCUCCACAAAGGCACCACAUUAAUUUAUUUAUUAGCAAUACGCAUCGAUCUUAACACACCUUUGUCCCCAGUGCCAGGUAUAUUUUAAAACUAUUCAUUGAUGUAAAAUAAAGCAGGUGAUGCAACAAUGUGUGUGCAGCAAGUAGGAAUACCAAACAUACAAUUUCCAGCAUAGCAGUGGUGCUUGAAGCGUGCGCCCUAGUGAUGUCCUUAUAUGAUUGACAAGUGCGUCCUGGAUACGUGUGUUUAGCCUCCAUCCACGUGCAUUUAAUUUUUAAAAGUAGUCUUCAAUUAUGAGGAAAUUAAGCGGUAGUCUGACAUAGAAUUGCCCCUCUUUCUCUCUCUCUCUCUCUCUCUCUGUCUCUCUCUCUCUGUCCACUUGGCAGCUACCGUGCUAAACGUUUCAUGGUGACCAUCCUUUUCAAACUGGAUCAGAAUGUAUUGUGACUAGAUAAUGUACACACGAGACUUGUGUAGCCCCACAAAAUUAAUGAGAUUUCAUACGGCGCGGGUCCCCUUGCGAACACUCCACGGCUAGGUGCACACUGAGACCUCAGUAAAAACUAUGGCCAUUUUUGUUGUUGCUCCAAACUGUUCACAGCUCAUACAAGCGGGUUUAACAGCCGUACUUACAUCCAAUUAAAUUUAUCUAGGCCAUGAGGGGACGGUAAUGGCAUUACGCACGCUCCCCAUAUUUAGCCGUGGUUUCUGACCGUUUUGAAACGAGACGCCACUGAAUAACCCUACUGUAAACUGCGGUCUAUGGGUUCAGCUUUGAAAAGGAUUGUGAUUCCCUUAACCAUAUAGUUACGAAAGUCGUAGGUUGGUCGGAGUUUACAGAGAUGGAGCUCUCCUGCAAAUAGAAGAGCUAUCAGCAAGAACGCCAAAUCGAUCGGUUACCAUGAACUCUGAUCGAGCGACCUUUUACUUCACGCGUUUACUUCUUGUGUUGAAGGGCGAUCGUAUUAAAGCGAACUGUAUUCUUUAAAACAACAGUGAAGAGCAGAUUUAAGGUGGUAAUUAUGGACACGGGCUGCAAUACAUUGACUGGAUGCCGCAGACAGUGUCGUAAAGGUUCCUCUUCCCCCAACAGUGGUGUUUGUAAGCAGAGAAUGGCAAAUAUUUACAACACCUAUUCCUUCUGCGCCUGCUUGGGCUCUGGGAGGGUUUUUUUUUACCCUGUCUGAAGUUUGGAUGUCUAAUAUUUAGCUAAUCCAAGUAAAACCAAUCUUCAAUUCGCCAAAUUGUCCUGAUGUGUAGAGAUCAGCCAUUUGCAAAAGUAACUGUGCUUAUUUCAAGAAAAGGCGCAAUAGGACCGAGCCCCUGGGUCCUACUGCGAGUAGAUUAGGAUCUUAUUAACCCCUUCAGCCAUGUCCAAGCUGUGUAAGAAAUAAGGCAUUGGCGAGUGCAUGGAGCGUGUAUUCCAUUUCUGCACUUUCCUCGUACAGAUGUGCCAAGUCUACAUUUGAGGCUAUAGUCUGCAGUUUGAAUGCAAUAAGGGAAUCUUGAAAUUAAUAUUAUUUAGAAAUAGCCAAACUCAUGAAUUAGCCUACAGGCACAAAAUACUGAGUAGUCAGUAUGUUACGGCCCUCCUUUGAAGUUAUUUCUCCAAAUCAAUCCACUUGGUCACGUUUUACUUAAUUAUUCAUCUAAGAGAGAUACAUUUUAUUUAAGAUCACUUAAUGAUACCCAAAACUGGAUUGCCUGUGAUUGUGGGGUGCGUGAAUGCGUGAGCCCUUCUUCUCACGAGGAAAACUAGUAGUUUUACAAAUGCGCUGAUCUUAACCAUUUUCUCAAUGCCUUUUCAUUUAUUUGAGCUUUAUUUGAACGUGGUUCUUUGAAAAAUCCCAGUUACUUCCUAAUUAUAUCUAUCUAACAUUAUCUUUGUUAGUCUUGCGUUGGUGCCGUUGAUGUGUUUGAGGUGCCAUUUCUAUCAAUUAAUCCUUAAUCCUUAUUUGAAAGGGUAUUCGCAGGUGUGAAUGGUUCUUUACUGAAUAACUUUUCCCCUUUUCACUCUCUAUUUCUUUCUUUGUUGUUUAUAGAACAAAGGGAUUUUGCUUUUUCUCCGGCCAUUCGCACUUUUAUGGUGGACGUUGGAAGGAUUUUAGUGGUCAAAUUCAAGUGCUGUCUGGACAGCUGUCUGUUUUCUUUGUACUUGGUUGCAGGCAUCUCGCAGGCAUCUCACACGCCAACCUUUUUAUCUGUCUAAAUGGGAUCAAAACAAAGUAAUGACAUUGCCACCGGCGUGAGACACAGACGUCUUAGCAUCAUAUCUGUCUUAGUAUCAUAUCUGUCUUAAUCAGUGAUACGCGAAAUAUGUGUUUCGAAAAAUAAAAGUCCAAGCGCCUAAUUUCUGAUUUCUGGAAAGUAAUGCGUGCAAUGUUAGGGUAAGUUUUAUUUGGUUGAUAUAUCACUUCACAUCCAAUUGCUUUGUUGUGUUAAACAAAAAUAAACUCAUAAGGCAUUACUAGGAAUAGUAUUAGUUAUUUAAUGUUGGAGAAAACGCGCCAUGUUAUCAGAUCAUGGUUUUGUUGUUGGAAAAAAAAAACAUGAAGAUAACGUUGCGCAAUGCCUGGAGCUUAGUUAUAUGUAAAUGAUGCGUCGAGAGGAUUUGAGGUCUUCAUAUUGUGCUACAAAUCUGUCAUAUUUUGUCAAAUUCCCACAUAACCCCCUGGCAUUGGUUGAUUAGGGCUUGAUUAGGCUGGACGCGCACAGUGGUGUAGCCUUUUCAUGUAUUACAAAUAUUGCAAAAGAUUAUAGAGAGUUGCAAUAUCUGUAUAUUAUUCCAAAAAAGUCAGUUAGAUAGGCUACUGAACGUGUGGUUCAAUGUGUGCUUCAAACAUUCACAGUGGUCUGCCGUAGUCCUCUUGUUCGAUUUCAAGACCAUCUGUGAAGGCCAAAGUGAACAGGACACACAGAAAGUCGAUGUGGAUCUGUAUGUAUUCUGUGCAAUGCUCUUAUCUGGGUGGAUAUCCUUUAUUAUUCUGGAUGUGAUGUGCGCUUGGCCAUUGGACUGUUGUUGCAUAUCAAACGGGUGUACUGAUUUUGAAAAAGAUGGGUAAAGCGACGUGCGUAAAAGAACGAAGACAUAUUUGGCUACACUAAAGGCGCAAGUCCUUGUUGUCGCUUGAUAUUGUUUAUUUUGCUGUUUUAGGAAAACAUGCUUAAAAAUAGUCGUUUCAACUGAAAAAAAGCAAAGCAAAGUUGGAAGCAAAUUAUGUUUUCAUUUUGGAAGACACUCAAAUUCAAGGUCUACAUCUGCUCUCAGUCCAAUCAAGGGUCUAGCAAGCCCCAGGAAAAUAAAAAACACACGAAUCAUGUUCAACGUUAACCGUGUGUAAUGUGUCAACAUUGGUCUACAUGGUAGGCCUACGACAUCACUUAGCGAAUCACUUUUUGUAAUGUUUUAAUUCGCCGUCCAUCGCCUAACUAUGGUGUUUGUACGCUGACUGUCGUAUACUGCUACGCAGUUGAAAUGUUAGCACAAACAUGUAUACUAUAUAUACACUAACACACAAUCACAGAAUACUACCUCGGAAUCGUCGAUAUGGGGUGGAGCAAUAUGUUUGAUAGUCUUCCAAGUUGUACUGGUGUAAAACGUUACAUAAAUGAACAUGACAUUAACUAUGACCAAGAAGGUACUAUCCUGAUGUUAUUUCUGUUUAAAAAAAAGCCCCUCUGAUAAAGGCUACAUGUCAGGUGGCUAUUUCAAGGCCAUUGUCAUAGUAAAGAAUAUAGACAUUGUCUGUGUUUCCUGUAGGCCUAUUGCAGUCUGAAACUCGAAAAAUAUGUACGUAAACCUCAUAUCUACUUACUCUUACUGUUUAAUUUGUCACUGGAGUGGAAAUAAAAAGUCUUACCUGUUAAAUCACAUAAUCACUGCAACUUAGCAUGCAAACACUACCACAUUCCUGUACUAAAAAACAGCUUCCCCAUAAAAGUGAUUCAAACAACAAAUCGAAAAUCUGUUACUCAUUUUCGAAGUGCUCCUGCAGUGUUUUGGAAAUUAAUCGUUUGAACCUCCUAGAUCUUACCUAGCAGAACCACUCCUACGCAUCCAAGUGUUCCAAAUUGAUAUAUGACAAUAUCUACUUUCGAUCACGUGUCUCGGGGCGACUUAGACGGAUUGCGCGUCAUCUCGCCUUCCCAAAUUUUCUCCUUCUGCUGCUCGAAUCCAAAACAUCUAUCUAUAGUACCGAGUACGAGGGAAAGAUGUUUAACUCGGUGAAUCUGGGCAACUUCUGCUCCCAGACGCGCAAAGACCGGACAUCCGACUUUGGGGACAGAACGGGCUGCGCCUCUAACAUCUACCUCCCAAGCUGCACAUACUAUGUCCCUGAAUUUUCUGCCGUCUCGUCGUUCCUUCCACAGGCCCCUUCGCGGCAAAUCACCUACCCUUAUUCCACGAAUCUCUCUCAAGUACAACCAGUACGCGAAGUUUCUUAUGGACUGGACCCGUCCAGCAAAUGGCACCACAGAGGCAACUAUGCAUCGUGCUAUUCGGGAGAGGAUUUGGUGCACCGAGAGUGUCUUCCGCCAUCCACCAUGACAGAAAUGCUCAUGAAAAACGAGAGUGUGUAUAGCCACCACCAGCACCACCCGAACUCCAACCACCCUGCCGGCGGGUUUUACUCUGGAGUGGGGAAAAAUAAUGUUCUCCCACAAGGCUUCGACCGUUUUUUCGAAACGGCGUAUUGUGCAGCGGACAACCAGCCGUCAGGAGACAGUUGUUUACAAAAGGCUGAGCCGAGUAAACAGGACUCGGCGCCGCAACAGCCGGGAACAGUUUCGGGCUCUCAGGAGCAGAAAAAGGACCCUACCGAUGGAGAGGAACACACUAAUUCGAGCUCAUGUACCUCGUCAGCUACUAAGGACGGCAACGGCACCAAGAGCAGUCACUCGAGUACCCCGCGCACGAGGAAGAAGAGAUGCCCAUACUCCAAAUUUCAGAUUCGAGAACUGGAACGAGAGUUUUUCUUUAAUGUUUAUAUCAACAAGGAGAAACGGCUGCAGCUUUCUAGGAUGUUAAAUCUCACAGAUAGACAGGUUAAAAUCUGGUUUCAGAAUCGUCGAAUGAAAGAAAAGAAGCUAAGCAGAGAUCGCUUGCAAUACUUCUCGGGAAAUCCCUUGUUAUAACUGAACACUUUCGCUGGGUACUUGUGUAUGUCACUUGUAUUGUUAUUACUGUGGUAUGUGACUAGGCCAUUUCUCCACCAGCCAAGAAAGAGUUGUCUGUAUUUACAAUGAUGACUUUUGCAGCAACAUCAAACUAGUGCAUUUAUUUGUCAGUAGCAUAAAAGAAUAGCUGUCCGUGAUUGCAUUGUAAGUGCAUUUCCAAAUUAUUUAAUGUUUGCUGUAUUAGUCCAUCUUAGGUUAUUGUCUCGCCUGUUCAUAUGUUACGUGUAAACCCCCUCCCCUCUAAAAUCUUUGUUUUAUUGUGCAUACCACACACAACAUGUUUAAUUAUAUAUACUACCAACCGGCCUUUUCGGUUGUGGGAUCUUCGACUGCCUUUUAUUUGUCUUUGAAUAUUGUAUAUAUGUAACAUAAUUGCAGAUACUCGAUUCGGACUUCGGACUUGAACCUUUCCACAAAAUGCAUUUUUUUUACAUUUUAGCAAUCGAGAACUGUGACGUGUACAAUCUGUAAUGUUUUUUGUCUUUGUACAGAGACUAUGCAAAGUGCAUUCGUGACUGUAAAUAUAAGUUUAUUUCGAAUUUCUUUUCCUUUCUCCCUGCUGCUAUUUUCUUUAUAUUGCUGAGGCAAACACAAGAGCUUUAAAUUUCGUUUCUAAAUUAUUUGCUUCGUGCUUGAUGUUUUCUUGUUAUGCGGAGGGAGAGAAAGAUAACAUUAGGUUUGUGUCCUAUAUCUGUCAGAAUAUUGAGGAAUAAACCGAAAAUAUUAGUAAAAUAA
This is a messenger RNA of Engraulis encrasicolus (European anchovy), 6197 nucleotides long. RefSeq names its product homeobox C11a (gene hoxc11a). The transcript has 2 exons. Gene Ontology annotation, molecular function: RNA polymerase II cis-regulatory region sequence-specific DNA binding; DNA-binding transcription factor activity, RNA polymerase II-specific. Gene Ontology annotation, biological process: regulation of transcription by RNA polymerase II; anatomical structure development. Bases 4497 to 5420 code for a protein of 307 amino acids. Gene Ontology annotation, cellular component: nucleus. The record is from RefSeq and is a predicted model, not a curated record. Lineage: Eukaryota; Metazoa; Chordata; Actinopteri; Clupeiformes; Engraulidae.